Molecule: messenger RNA, 2337 nt
Organism: Triticum turgidum subsp. durum (durum wheat)
Lineage: Eukaryota; Viridiplantae; Streptophyta; Magnoliopsida; Poales; Poaceae
Source: the annotation of a GenBank genome assembly
AUGGCCCGGCAGCGCCGAGCCCUACAGGAGAUAGCCGCCCGUCAGCGUGGGCGCGAGGACGAGAACGGCGUGGGGAUCCUCGACAGCGACGAGGACGAGAACGCCCUCGGACCGUCCAACCCGUCGCGCGUCGGCGACCCUGGGCAGGGGAGCAACAGGGACGGCGGCCGGGGAGGAGGCGACGACGACGGCGACGGCGGCGACUACACGCAGUUCUACAGGCUUCUCGGCAUAUCGGCGCGGUGUCCCUGGAGUUCCUUGUGCGGCUGGGAGAGUGGCUACAAGAGCUGCCUCCGGUUUCUUGCAUUUCCUGCUGCUGUUGCGGUGGGAUUCUUCCUCUUACCUGCCGUGCUCGAGCUUGCCGCGUCGUCUUGGUCUGGUCAAGACAAGGCGUGCGGCGGCAGAGGAGAGCAGACAGAGAAAAGAGAGAAGCUUAAGCUGAGGUAUCUUGCUGAAGCCGAUGAUCUCCUUGUGAAGUAUCAGUACAUAUCUGACUUUUUCAUCGCACUUGCAUACUUCUCGAUCCCUUUGGAGCUCAUAUACUUUGUCAAGAAGUCAUCAUUCUUCCCUUACCGAUGGGUGCUCAUACAGUUUGGCGCCUUCAUUGUGCUUUGUGGGGCAACUCACCUGAUAAACUUGUGGACUUUCGCCACUUAUAGCAAGACUAUAGCGGUGGUAAUGACAGUGGCGAAAGCUGCGACAGCAGUGGUUUCAUGCAUAACGGCAUUGAUGCUUGUGCACAUAAUUCCUGAUUUGUUGAGCGUGAAGUUGCGAGAGAGGUAUCUGAAGGAUAAGGCUGAAGAGCUUGACAAAGAGAUGGGGAUUAUAAGAACACAGGAGGAGACAGGCAGACAUGUCCACAUGCUCACACAUGAGAUAAGGAGCACGCUUGACAGGCACACUAUUUUGAGAACUACGCUUGUUGAGUUGGGAAGGACUCUUGGGUUAGCUGAAUGUGCCCUGUGGAUGCCAUCCCGCUCUGGAACAGCCCUUCACCUGUCCCAUACAAUCCAUAACAGCGCUCCUAUUGGCUUAGUUGUUCCUAUAAAUCUUCCGGUUGUUUCAAAGGUUUUUAAUAGUAAUCGUGCAGAAAGCAUUCCACAUACUUCCCCAUUGGCUUCAAUAAAGGCAGACACAAGCAGGUACGCGCCACCAGAGGUCGUAGCUGUCCGAGUUCCACUGCUGCACCUUACAAAUUUCGAAAUAAAUGAUUGGCCUGAGCUAUCUGCAAAAAGCUUCGCAGUAAUGGUUUUGAUGCUGCCUCCAGACAGUGCAAGAAAAUGGCGUACCCAUGAACUAGAGCUUGUUGAAGUUGUUGCUGAUCAGGUGGCAGUUGCACUGUCUCAUGCUGCCAUUUUGGAAGAGUCCAUGAGGGCCCGUGAUCUACUAAUGGAGCAGAAUAUUGCCCUUGAUGCAGCACGUCGAGAGGCAGAAAUGGCUAUAUGUGCUCGUAAUGAUUUUCUUGCUGUGAUGAACCAUGAAAUGCGUACUCCUAUGAAAGCCAUUGUUUCUUUAUCCUCCCUCCUUCUGGAAACAACUCUUACGGCUGAACAACGCCUGAUGAUUGAGACUAUACUAAAGAGUAGCGAUUUUCUAGUCACUUUGACCAACGAUGUUUUAGAUAUUUCCAAGCUUGGGAAUGGGAGUCUUGAGCUGGACAUUGCACCUUUCAACCUGCAUGCUGCCUUUACGGAUGUGGUUAAUUUGAUUAAGCCAGUGGCUGCAUGCAAAAGGCUCUCGGUAAUGGUUUCCUUGGCUCCAGAGUUGCCUUCCUGUGCAAUUGGUGAUCGCAAGCGAUUGAUGCAGAUAAUGCUAAAUGUUGCUGGCAACUCCAUUAAGUUCACAAAGGAGGGUCACAUUUCAAUUGCAGCUUCCAUAGCCAGGCCAGAUUCAUUGAGGGACCCAUAUGCUUCUAACUUACAUCCAGUUCCCUCUGAUGGGUCUUUCUACUUGGUUGUUCAGGUAAAAGACACCGGCUGUGGAAUCGGACCAGAGGAUAUGGCUCACACCUUCAGAAAAUUCGCACACGGUGAGAAUGCAACAACGAAAUUGCACAACGGCAACGGGUUGGGUCUGGCCCUCUCCAGAAGAUUUGUUGGCCUGAUGCAAGGGAACAUCUGGCUCGACAGUGAAGGUGUAGGGAAGGGAUGUAGCGCCACGUUCUUUGUGAAACUCGGCACGCCCAAGAAACCAAAUGCAAAUGCAAAUCCCCGAAGAAUGAUGGCGCCUCUACAACCAAGCAAAGGUGCUGGAGGCCCCGGCGCUGAUGCUCUUAGUAUAUCCAUACGAGAUGGCGAUUCACGGAUUCCUAGGGCCCGCUACCAGUCGAUCGCGUGA